Messenger RNA from Sycon ciliatum, 3127 nucleotides. RefSeq names its product acid-sensing ion channel 3-like. Gene Ontology annotation, biological process: sodium ion transmembrane transport. Gene Ontology annotation, cellular component: plasma membrane. The transcript has 6 exons. The record is from RefSeq and is a predicted model, not a curated record. The coding region runs from base 443 to 2719 and encodes 758 amino acids. Gene Ontology annotation, molecular function: ligand-gated sodium channel activity. Lineage: Eukaryota; Metazoa; Porifera; Calcarea; Leucosolenida; Sycettidae.
AACUCACUAGCCUCAUUCAAACGAUGCCCGACACCCAUGGGCACUGUAGACUUACUAUUCGAUUCGGCAUUCUUGAAAGGCUUGCAACACCCGGGACGUUUUCAUUUCAAACUCCGGACGGGCUGUUGUGAUUCUCUCCUUGGUGUUAUUCAGUAGCCGAAGACUGCUGCAGUCUAUUCGUCAACGAAUCUGAGCAGUCCAUUCAGCACGGACGUAGCUUCAACACGUCUAAUCUCCUUCAGGACCACAAGAACAUCUAACGAUCGGGGGAAACAAACGUCCGUACUGAAGAGAUCUAUUUUGAAGUUCGCCGAUCAUUGUAGACGUUGGGCCGUCUCGCAGAUCGGUGUAGAGAUUUCAUGCCAACAUUGACGGAAGCGUUACCCAACAAACUGCACGCUUGCAAGUGACCCGUUGAAGGGCGGUUUCGUGCACCUGCAGAAUGAGCAACGCUGGCCAGACGAACUCCAACCGCCCCCUCAUCGGCAAUGGGAUGAACGGUAACCUCCUGCACCCAGCAGCACACAGCACGUCGUCACUGUCGGCCUUCAUUGAUGACACUGUGGCGAGUGGGAGACGGGACUUGGACGAUGUGGACGGAGCACGGUCGCGAUACCGACACAGAGCGCACGGAGCUGGCGGGGACCGGUCGAGAUUUGAACGAUUCGCUUGCGACGAAUCGGGCAUGCACGCGAUGCCGAUGAUUGGCAAUCCGAAGAGUCCAAUCUUUCGUCGCAUUAUCUGGUUGCUGCUGGUGUUGGCUGCAGCUGGUAUACUGACGUACAUGAUCCAGGAUCGCGUGGGGAAAUACCGACGGUUCGAGACCACCACCAACGUGGUGCUGAAGUACGAGAAGAACCUGUCCUUUCCAGCGGUGACGGUUUGCAACUUCAACCCGUUCUACCAAUCGCUGGUGAACGACACGAUUGACUUCGCUGUACUCAGCUUGAUCCGCUCAAAUCUUGUUGAUAGCAGUGUGCGUGAGCUUGGCCGUGCUACAGCACGUACUAUACCCAGGGAUGAAAUUCGGCAGAGACCCAGUGACAACACUAGGAAUACUGGCGGGCCGCUAGCACAAAAUUCGCCAGCACUUGGAGGUGAUGCACAGCAGCGAAAUCGGAGACAGGCCGCGACCGGCCGUGCGCCCACAGCGGCGACCACCAAGAAGGCCUCUGUCACCACCAAACAGGCAACAGCUGCAGCGACCACAGUCAAGCAAGCCACGUCCAAGGCCACUACGAAGUCACCCGGUACCGCUGGCAAGACAACAAAGCCUCGGAAUGCCGGUGCUGCAAGUGCAACCACUGCAGCUGCCGCGGUCACGUCACGAGCAGCAGCAGCAGCAACAACUCGGGCAAAAGCCACAGGCAGGCAAACAGAUGCCUCGACGCAAGGGCAAGGUAGAUCUACACCGACACCCAUACCCACACAGCAGCAGCAGCAGCAGCAACAAAGUACACCGCGGGCUACACGCAACGGAAAUCAGGCAGCAACUGCAAGCCCAGGUCAAGGCCAGGGUCAGCAACAAGGUGGUCAAGGUCAAGGUCAGGGAGGUCAGCAGCAACAGGGUUCAGAUGGCCAGCAAAGCAGACUGUCAUCAGAACUGAGACAAAUACUGCAGAACGAGUCGGCGCUCGUCUCACUGCUGGAACCCGUUGACGUGGGCCAGUACACGCUAGAGAAAGGCAUGCAGCUUGAUAGGCUGCUAGAAAGCUGCACAUUUCGAGGCACAGAGUGCAAUGCCAGCGACUUCCAGCACGUAUUCACGACAUUCGGCAGCUGCUACACGUUCAAUCCGGAUGAAACGCGGCAAGUGUCCCAGGCCGGUCAAGGACACGGUCUGGACCUGAUUCUGAACAUUGAAGAGGACGAGUACAUCAGCGGCGUGGACCAGAGUGUCGGUGUGCGUGUGCUGCUCCACUCCAGCGGAGAGUCACCGCACACCACUGUGGACUCGCUGGGCUUUGCCGCCGCUCCGGGAGAGACAACACUGGUCGGUAUUUCGCGCAGACAGGUGACCAACCUGGAUCGGCCGUACAACGCCAAUGGCUGCCGGAGCAACACCGGCGAAGACAAGCUGAAGUACUUUGACCAGUACACCCUGUCCAACUGCGCGCUGGAGUGCUUCGCAGACCUGUCCGAGCUGGUGUGCGGAUGCCGCGCGCCCUACAUGCCAUCCAAUGACAACAGCACCGUUUGCAACCCCAUACAAAUGUUCCGCUGCAUAGAUGAAGUCAAAACUGCUAUUAUUCAGGGCACAAACCAGACGUUCGACUGCGCCGCCCAACAGAACUGCGUACAGCCAUGCGAGUAUAGUGCGUACAGCUAUGUUCUCUCAUCGGCAACAUACCCAAGCACACGCAGUGUCAUAUCACCGGCGUUAACUCAAGCCGAAGAGGCUGCUUUGCUCAGCACAAAGAGGCGAAACUAUGUCCAUCUCAACAUGUACUACGAGGAGUUGAACUAUCAGAAAGUGGAACAAGUGAUUGCCUACGAUUGGCUGAGUCUUGUCAGUGAGAUCGGUGGUCUGGCUGGUAUCCUACUAGGGGCAAGUGUACUGACAUUCCUGGAGUUUCUGGACUUUGUAACAGGCAGCAUAUUGUGUGCCAUCUAUGAUGUGUCUCAUCGGCGUCGUUACAACGCACAGAGGAAGAGCUCAUUCCAGGGUAACGUUGAACUCACGACCAACUGGUCUCUGGAACCACCGCCCAACACAUGAGGAGAUCAGACACCGGUCCGUGGAUCCAGGCACUAUGGGGAAGUUUCCACCGUUUGGAGUCUAUUCCUACUUCACAGUGCUCAAUCCUGAUGCACUGUGUCUUGCUCAGGUGCUGACAAUCAUAAACAAAUCCUAUUAGGAUUCUUGAGAGUACUACAACAACUUCAUUGAAGAUAGUAACACUCAUGUGCGGGCUGUGCUACAAGUUCAGCUAUAAAUCAGGUGUUGACUCUGUUGAGGCAGUACCUCAAUGUACAUAAUCAUUAUAGCUACUCAGUGACUACAGUCUACAGCAUUGCCUGGGUAUACCUACUACUAAGUUGAUGUUGAGAUGCACUGUGUAUAAAUACCUGCUGCUGGAUUGUUCAUGCUUUUAAAUUGAUUUUGUUGAAAUUGACUAUACUGUAA